AUGUCGUCUGCACAACAACAAGUUAUCGUUAAAGCUUAUUACAACGAUUUGGUUGAAAGUCAACCAGAAAUUCGUCGAUUUGCCAUCGAUGUAUCAUCAAGCAAUGAUGUUUACCAAGCAUUGGAAACAACGAUUACGCAAUUAAAUAGUGAUUAUCCUCAAGGGCAAUUUACAUUGCAAUAUGUCGAUGAAGAUAAUGACCGUAUUACAUUUUCAUCGAAUAAUGAAUUGCGAUCGGCUUUGAGCACCGUUCCGGCAGGUGGCGUAAUGAAAAUCUAUGUUAAACCGAAAGUGAAAAAAUCCGAAGAAACAACUGAAAACGCAACUCUCCACGCAGGUGUAACUUGUGAUGGUUGUCAAGGUCCUGUCAUCGGAAAUCGUUACAAAUGUGUUGAAUGCCCGGAUUAUGAUUUAUGCCAAGGAUGCUCGGAUAAAAAACUUCAUCCAGAACAUAACAUGAUCAAAAUGACCCGUCCAUCUCAACGAUUCUUUGGUGGACAUCGUCGAUGUGGUCGCGGCUCAUUCGGUCCCGGUCGAUGCGGUGGUGGACCAUUUGGUGCUGGUCGAUAUGGUUGUGGUCCUCGUUUCUGGCGUCAGUUCAUGAACCAACAAGCUGCCGGUGCCUCAGCCGGUUUUCCUAUGCCACCUGAUAUGGCUGCCUUUCUUAGCCAAUUUAAUGGCAAAGAAUUAGCUGAAUUAGUUGAAGCUCAUUUACCCGAAGCUUUUCGUACAGAAAAAAUCAACGAAAUGCUUAACCAAUUCAAAACUGGUGAACAAGCAAAUAAACCUGUCGAUCAACAUACCCUUUUGGAAAACGUUGGUAAAUUUCUUCAAGAAAUCCUCUCACCGUUUGGCAUUGAUUGCGAUUACUUCGUUGAUCAACAACAAGGCCAAAAACCAGCUGAACAAUCUGAAACGAAACAAACGCCUGAAGAAGCUUCAGCAACAGCAGCAACGGGCGACAGUGCGAGCGCUAGUGCUAGUACUGAACCAAAACCUACCGCUCCUCCAUCAAAUGGAGGUGCUGCUGGCGCACCAUCGUUCGGCAACCUUCUCGAUCAACUUCAGACCAUGUUCAACCCGAUGUUUCAAGUGCCGCCUGCAACAACAGCUGCUGCAACUGAUGAUAAACAAGCAGAAGAGCAGAAGAAAAUUGAUGAAUGCAUCGAGCGAAUGACUGCAAUGGGCUUCGUCGAUUCCAACGGCGUUUUGAGCGAACUGAUCAAAUCGAAAAAAGGCGAUCUUAAUCAAGUUCUUGAUGCUCUCAAUCCACGUAAUUACAAAAACUAA
Messenger RNA from Adineta ricciae, 1290 nucleotides. Lineage: Eukaryota; Metazoa; Rotifera; Eurotatoria; Adinetida; Adinetidae. The record is from the annotation of a GenBank genome assembly.